AUGUCUGCGAACAAGAACAUUUUCGCCAAAUACAACGGCGAUCCAGUUAUUGAGCCACCAGACAAGGAUGCAUGGUGGGUCACAGUGCCGGUCUACGCAGGCCUAAUGUUAGGAGGCAGUGAAUGGGUUAUGGAAUACGUAAUAAGAGAGAUCCAGAAUCGCAGGGCUACUGUUGAAGCUAAGUCCCAACACAUGUUGAAAGGUUCCCGGGCCAUGUCAAUUCCAGUUCCAGCUCACGAUAUUUCGCACGAAGAUACUGAGAGUAUUUUUGAUAGGGCAGAGAUAAUCGCCACCGGUUUUCUUGCUGAGAUUGUAAACGGAAGGGUGCUCAUCGAUGAGAAAAGGAUUGCGAUAUUCAAGAAUCGACGGGUUCGAAGGUCUAAGGAGAGACUUUGA
This is a messenger RNA of Penicillium brevicompactum, 396 nucleotides long. RefSeq lists its product as uncharacterized. NCBI's taxonomy places the organism in Eukaryota, Fungi, Ascomycota, Eurotiomycetes, Eurotiales, Aspergillaceae. The record is from RefSeq and is a predicted model, not a curated record. Bases 1 to 396 code for a protein of 131 amino acids. The transcript has a single exon.